This is a messenger RNA of Olea europaea var. sylvestris, 1062 nucleotides long. RefSeq names its product NDR1/HIN1-like protein 6. The record is from RefSeq and is a predicted model, not a curated record. Bases 145 to 903 code for a protein of 252 amino acids. Gene Ontology annotation, cellular component: plasma membrane. Lineage: Eukaryota; Viridiplantae; Streptophyta; Magnoliopsida; Lamiales; Oleaceae. The transcript has a single exon.
UUUCUGUCUUUAUAUACGCCAAAUGUUUGGUCCAGUCCAGGAAUUGAAGGAAAAGAAGAAAAGAAACAAAACUAGAGGGAUUAAUUUCUGUCAAUUGUUUUUUCUUUGGAAUGCUCUCUUGGUCUUGUAGUGUACUCUUUCCCAAUGGCUGAUACUCAAAGAAUUCAUCCGGUUAAGGACCCCGAGGCGGCAACACCACAGACCGCCACUGCUCCGUUGGUUCCCCGAGGCUCUUUCCGCUCAGAUAAAGGCGAUCCGGCAGAACUAUAUCCACCAUUCCGCCGGACUAUCCCGUAUGCACCCUCAAAACCACCACCAAGGAAAAGUUGCUGUAGAAAGUGUUUGUGUUGGACCAUAUCCCUUAUCCUACUGCAAAUACUAAUCAUUGGCAUUUUGGCUGCAAUCAUAUACUUUGUAUUCCAACCAAAAAUACCAAAAUACUCGGUAGAUGCCAUGAGAAUAACUCAAUUCAAUCUGGGCAACGAUAACUCUCUCUCUGCGACGUUCAACGUCAAUAUCACUGCAAGAAAUCCUAAUGAAAAGAUAGGUAUAUACUAUGAAGGUGGAAGCCAUCUUAGUGUAUGGUACACUGGAACAAAACUUUGUGACGGUUCAUUGCCAAAAUUUUACCAGGGCCACCGAAAUACCACCUUGUUGAACCUUACCUUGAUGGGGCAGACGCAGGAUGCAAGCGGAUUACUUCAGUCGUUGGAGGCGCAACAGCAAACGGGAAAGAUUCCUUUGAGUCUUCGAGCCAAGGUUCCAGUGAGGCUGAAGCUUGGAAAACUGAAACUGAUGAAAUGGAAGUUCUUGGUGAGAUGCAGGCUGAUGGUAGACACAUUAUCUGCAGAUAAUGUAAUUAGAAUUAGGGAGAGUAACUGCAAAUUUAGAUUUAGGCUUUAAAUUUGAUUUAUUCUUCGUGUUAAUUAUGCCACAUCCAGCUUGGAGGAUGUUUUAUUUUUUUUUUAUUUCUAUUAUGUAUCAUGAUCAAAACUAUUCUCCAUUCUAUUACUGGUCAUUGGUUAUUAUAUCUGCUAUAAUACAUGAUGAUUGAUUACUUUA